UGCCGGCCGACACUUGCCACUGUUUCAGGCAAGGCCAUAGAAAUUAAAGCGGCGGCGAAGCAAAGGGACCCGGCCGGCCGGCGUCCAUGUCGAAGGUGACGGUGCUCAAGGUGGACACCUCCUGCGCCAAAUGCAAGCGCAAGGUCCUGCAGGCCGUCACCGGCCUCCAUGGUGUUGACAAGAUCGAGGUGGACUCGGAGAAGAGCACGAUGACGGUGACGGGCACCGUGGACCCGGUGGACGUGAUCGUGCAGGCGAGGAAGGCCGGGAAGCGCGCGUCCGUGCUCACCAUCGGCCCUCCGGCGCCGCCCAAGCCGGCCGAGGAGAAGAAGCCCGCUGAGCAGGAUAAGAAGAAGGCGGAGGAGAAGAAGACGGCGGCGGCGGGAGCGGAGAAGAAGGCGCCCGAGACGCCGGCCACGGUGUUCGUCCACCACGUCCCGUCGUGGCCUCCGUGCCCCAGGUACCAGGAGAGAGUAGUGUACGAGCAGGACCCCCCGCCUUGCUCCAUCAUGUAAUGUAACUAUAUACGGAUUUGACCAGGAGUAUACAUGUUCGUUUGGAACGUAGAACGCAAGAACUUUGUAAGAUCUUGUUCUUUUGUAUUCUAUAAACUUAUAGAUGUGCCAGUGUCAUGGUCUGCUGGCACCGGGACAGACA
This is a messenger RNA of Zea mays, 657 nucleotides long. Its product is annotated as Heavy metal transport/detoxification superfamily protein. The coding region runs from base 87 to 515 and encodes 142 amino acids. The record is from RefSeq and is a predicted model, not a curated record. The transcript has 2 exons. NCBI's taxonomy places the organism in Eukaryota, Viridiplantae, Streptophyta, Magnoliopsida, Poales, Poaceae. Gene Ontology annotation, molecular function: metal ion binding.